AUGGCAAACGGAGUCUUAGAUUAUUGGUAUUACUUUUUCUUUUUUCUUUCUUCAUCUUCAUCAUCCCACCACCACCCUUCCUUCACCGCCACCGCCGCGCCCCCUCCCACCCCCUCCUUCUCCUCCGACCUCCCCUCCUCCACCUCCUCCGACCUCCUCUCCACUCUCCUCCACCGCCUCCCCCCCUCCCUCUCCCUCCCCACCACCUCCACCCCUCCCUCCAUCCCCCUCUCCGCCCUCUCCCCCUCCACUCUCCUCCCCGCCGCCACCCAAUUCGGCUUCUUCCACCUCACCCACCUCCCCAUCCCCUCCGAUCUCCCCCUCUCCGCCGAAUCCGCCGCCCUCUCCCUCCUCUCCCUCCCCCUCCCCCAAAAGCACCUCCUCUUCCCCUCCAAUUGGCCGCUCGGCCACGAAAUCGACGACGACGACGACGACGGCAGCGAAUCCCUCUGCCUCGACCCCUCCCUCUCCGAGUUCCGCGACUUUGCCGCGGAACUAGAGAGACUGGGAGUCAAGGUUCUAGAAGAGCUGGCCUCCGCGGUCGGGUUCGAUAACCCGACCCGGGAUCAGCUCUCCUCGCUACUCUGGAUAUCCGGUGGAGCGAGGAAACCGGGUCGGGUCUACCCGUAUGCGGUCGGGUUGCAAUACCAGAUUACGACCCGGAAACAGACUCUGCUGACGGAUUCGGGUCGGGUCACGGUUUCCGGGCUGGCGGGUUCUGUUUUAGUCACUCUUGGCGACAUUGCUCAGGUUUGGAGCAAUGGAAAGCUAAAGAAAGUGAGAGGAAGGCCUUUCCCUUGUUCAUUUGAUGAGAACCCUAAUAAUGAUCCGUGCAUAAACAUGUCUUUGCUUAUCACCCUUCCCGCGGAGAGCAUCGUUCGCCCCCUCCUUCCCAACUUGAUCGGUGGUGAUGAUGACGAUGAUGACAACGGUGAAGGUGAUGCCACAAACAAGAAGGAAGGAGAGAAAAGAUUGUUCAACUCAUUUAGUUUGGAAGAUUAUGCAUGGAGAAUUUAUCACCAGCCUCUCCUAUUCAAAGACCCCCUUCUUAGAUAUCGCGCUUGAUCUCAUCAUCGAGGGUCUUUUGAGCUUGCCUCUAGUUCGAUUUUGCAAAUGAUAUGUUAAUUACUUUAAUCUCGUGGGUUAUUUUUCUCGAUUUUGAAAUUGGUGAGCAACUUAUUGAACAAGAUUUUUUUCAAUUUAUUCUUUGAAUGUUGAUGUACAAA
Molecule: messenger RNA, 1226 nt
Organism: Salvia hispanica
Lineage: Eukaryota; Viridiplantae; Streptophyta; Magnoliopsida; Lamiales; Lamiaceae
Source: RefSeq, a predicted model, not a curated record